Molecule: messenger RNA, 1046 nt
Organism: Lepisosteus oculatus (spotted gar)
Lineage: Eukaryota; Metazoa; Chordata; Actinopteri; Semionotiformes; Lepisosteidae
Biological process (GO): vesicle-mediated transport; intracellular protein transport
Cellular component (GO): cytoplasm; plasma membrane
Molecular function (GO): GTP binding; GTPase activity
Source: RefSeq, a predicted model, not a curated record
GAGAACAGCAAGAGCGAGCAGCGAGCCGGGAGGCAGCAUGGGCCUGAUCUUCAGCCAGCUCUACCAGGCGCUGCCCGGCCUGCAGGCUCGCGUCCUGCUGCUGGGGCUGGACGGCGCGGGGAAGACCACCGUCCUGUACAAGCUGAAGCUGAACGAGGCCGUCUGCACCAUCCCCACCAUCGGCUUCAACGUGGAGCCGGUGGCGCCGGUGCGCGGUGUGUCCUUCACGGUGUGGGACGCGGGCGGCCAGCAGCAGAUCCGGGCGCUGUGGCGGCACUACUACAGGGGCGCCCAGGGGCUGCUGUUCGUGGUGGACUCCGUGGACGGCCCGCGCCUCGCCGAGGCCCGCGAGGAGCUGGAGGCCAUCCUGGCCCACGCGGAGAUGAGCGGGGUGCCCUUCGUGGUGCUGGCCAACAAGCAGGACCUGCCGGGGGCCCGGGGCCCCGCCCGGCUGGCGGACGCCCUGGGGCUGGACAAGCGGAGCGGGCAGGACUGGCACGUGCAGGCCUGCUGCGCCACGAGCGGCGAGGGCCUGACGGGGGGGCCCUGGCGAGGGCGUGCGUCUCCAGACCGCUGCCUAGGCUCACCCGCGGGAUCCCUGUGGCCCUGUGUCGCAGCGUCGCGGGAUGUGAGCCCCACAAUUCAAUUCAUUCGAUUUAUCUGUCGUGAUCCUUCCACGGGUGCAUAGUAUAGUGACAAGUGUUUCUCAUUAGUCUCUCAGGUGCAGUAUAUAAAUAGAAGACAAGACAAUAGACUGUAACACAAUAACUGUGUGGUAACAACCAGGACAAAGCAGAGAGAGGUGUUCUUCUCAGCACCCGUUUGAGUUAUAAAGUCUGUUUAAAGGACGCAGUCUUGUUCACCACGGCUUGUGACUUUGCCUUCUUCAGUUUGACUGUUGAGACGGGUCACCGGUGGCCACUCAUGUUAUAUCUGAGGCUGGGCGUGGUCUCACGCCUGUACGAGAUCAAGAGGAAACUCUGGGCACCUGGCACCUCAUCUCGCCUUCUCCUCUUUCCUUCGUCUGGGCACUGUUUCUGGGGUUU